GAGAUAAUGGAGAAAUGGAAAGAUCCCUUUAAGCAAGAUAGUGAAAGUAUCCAUAAGUCAAUGGGGCUGGAGAAAUUCAAGUCAGGUCUUAGAAUUGAGGUUGUGGAUGACCCAGGUUUGUCUAAAAGACUUGAGCAAGAUGCUUCUGAAUCAGAAUUUUCAACUGGACACUUUGAAAAGAAGAAGCCAAUCACUCAUCGAAGAAUAGAACCUAAAGAUCUACUGAUUAAAGAAGAUAGCGAAUUCUACAAACUUGGAGGAAGGUUUAGUGUAGAGUCAGAAUUAUACAAAAUUCUUGAGGAAAUCAAGGAAAAUACCUUGGUUAGUAGGAAAAAGUCCAAGAAAAAAUUCAAACCAAAAGCUAAGAAAAGUAAGAAAAAGGUAACCUUUGAUGACCAGAAGUCAAAGAUUGUAAUGAGCGAGAAAGGGUUCCUCAUGGUUCCAAACCUAGUGACUCCUAGAAAUAACAGGAAAUUAAAAUAAAGCUAGAUUAAGCCAGUUUGUAAAAAUGAUGAAUAACAAUAUUCCACCCUCUAAAAGAAAAAUAGGGACAAAAUCCAUGAGUCAGAUACCUGAAUUCAGCUCACCUAACUUCAAGACUCCCAAGAUGAUGAAUUCAAGUUCAAUGUCCACCUUUCCAUCACUGGCUCCAAAAAAAGGCAACUUCAAAAUCUUUCAAACCCUUUGCUAUUGGAGAGAAAAAAGUCAAAAAUAAAGUACUGCAGAAAUCCCAAGAAAUUUCAAGAGGGCCUUAGAGUUCCUGCUUUAUCAACAGUGAAAAACUACCAGGAUUUCAAGUCCAAGAUCAGGAUGCUCAGGGGAGAUAUGGAGGAUCCAUUCAAGGAAGAAUCUAGAGAUCCUGAAGGCCAGAAAGGCUACAAAAUCAUACAAAUAAAAUUUAAGCCUGAUAAGUCAGACUAUGAUGUCCAAAAGAUUAUGAAGAGAAGGUAAAUUACAUACAAUGGUCAGAAGUGAGAAGGGAGAACCAAGAAUUUG
Moneuplotes crassus is the source of this 996-nucleotide messenger RNA. The record is from the annotation of a GenBank genome assembly. NCBI's taxonomy places the organism in Eukaryota, Ciliophora, Spirotrichea, Euplotida, Euplotidae.